Drosophila ficusphila is the source of this 578-nucleotide messenger RNA. Its product is annotated as translation initiation factor IF-2. Lineage: Eukaryota; Metazoa; Arthropoda; Insecta; Diptera; Drosophilidae. The coding region runs from base 219 to 578 and encodes 119 amino acids. The transcript has 2 exons. The record is from RefSeq and is a predicted model, not a curated record.
UUAGUGAACUGUGUAGUUCAUGAAACUCUGACUCACAUUUUAAAUUGUAAAAACUGGAUCAUUGGGGGAACUUAAGAUUAAAUCUCACUUAAGUCCAUUAAUGACAUCAAUGCAAUUAUCAAGAUUAUUUGUUCAAAUAUUUUAAUUAAGACAAUUGGCUGAGUUUCUCAUGUUAUUGAACAACUUUAAACUUCUGCUAUAAAAGUUUUCAAUUCUAAAUGGCUUUCCGUUACAUUUUCGUUAUCAGUGCUCUGAUUGUCCUGGCCCAAGGAUCUUACUUGUCUUCGGUUAACCAGGAAUCUGUGGUCGGAGUCCAUCACUCUGGAGUAGUUUCAGCUGGAGCUCCUGUCGCCGGAAUUCCCCGAGGCCACUCAGCUGGUCCCCAGCCCCAACGUCCUGGUCAUGGAGGUCCAGUUGGAGGAUCCCGUCGUUUGAGCGGAGCUGGAGGAGCUGGAGGUCGUCCUCACGGAGGUGCUCUUCGUCGUCCUUCUGCUGGAGCUCAUGGUCGCCCAAUUGGAGGUGCAGCUGGCCAUGGAAAUGCCCACCAGAACCGCAACCGCAGCCAGAAGCCCCACUAA